Endocarpon pusillum Z07020 is the source of this 4368-nucleotide messenger RNA. RefSeq lists its product as uncharacterized. Gene Ontology annotation, cellular component: endoplasmic reticulum. Bases 1 to 4368 code for a protein of 1455 amino acids. The transcript has a single exon. Gene Ontology annotation, molecular function: UDP-glucose:glycoprotein glucosyltransferase activity. Lineage: Eukaryota; Fungi; Ascomycota; Eurotiomycetes; Verrucariales; Verrucariaceae. The record is from RefSeq and is a predicted model, not a curated record.
AUGAUACCUUCGAACCCCUUCGCGCAGCUAAUUGAAGGUAGAGAAACUGCCGCCGAGGAGAACUCGACUUCUUUCUUUCCACUUCUUGACAGAGUCGCGGAGGGCAUCUUUACCGAACUCGACACCGAGCAGGCUCUUUACGAGAGGUUCCUCAAAUUGUUGGAAGAUGACGGACACAUCUCAGAUCCAGAAGCUGUUGCCUCAUUCAAAUUUGCACUUGCGAUACGUUCUGUGGCACCUCGCAUCGAAGCGCAUUACCAAUAUUAUAACACCUCUGUGCAACCUAGCAUGAUGGCAGCGCAGGACGCUGCCUGUCCUGUUUGGGUACAUUUUGACGACAAGCAAUACUGCUCUCCGUCCCUUGAACGGGCACAACAAGACAUGCCCAUAGAUGGUUUGGCCGACCAAUUACCAUUUGAUCGUGUCUUGGGAGACGUAUCAGAAGGUCCUCCCUCCAUCCUUUAUGCGGAUAUUACCCAUCCACUAUUUGGGCAAUUCCACGAGACUGUGAGUAGGACUGCAAAGCAGGGUAAGAGCUCGUAUCGAGUCCGCUAUCGACCGUCUACGGACACUAGCCCCUUGUUCUUGAACGGGUACGGGGUAGAACUCGCGCUCAAGAGGACAGAUUAUAUCGUAAUCGAUGACCGCAAAGCAGGACAGGACGAUGAGGAGGUGCAAAAGCCAAUAUCUGACAAAGACCUCUCAGAUGAAGGCCCAGCGGACCUGAAGCCCCUCACUACUUCAGAGCUCUCAACUCUUGGCCUCAACACGGCAAGCUUCGUGAUGUCUAGUGAUGAUCAACUAGAUACGCUACUCAAGGUAUCCGCUGAUUUCCCACGAUAUUCGGCGAUGAUUGCAAGCCACAACACCAGCGAAACGUUUCUUAACGAAUAUAGAACCAACCGUGCUGUAUUUCUGCCACAAGGAUAUAGUAUUGUAUGGAUCAAUGGCGUGCAGGUGGAUACUCGGUCUUUGAACCCUUUCGGUCUCCUCGAUCACCUGAGACGGGAAAGGGCACUGAUCAACAAUCUCCGCGAUCUUGGCUUCACUGCGUCUCAAGCAAUCAAACUUCUCUCACACAAAGAUAUUGCUCAAGCUCAGGUGGAAAAGGAGCCUCAAAGGUAUGACUGGCGGGACCAGACUGAAGGCAGCAAUGUCAUUAUGUGGCUCAAUAACAUUGAGAAGGAUAAGCGAUAUCAAAUUUGGCCAUCUCAACUGACGGCUCUUCUACAGAGAACGUUUCCAGGUCAGCUGCCAACUGCGCGUCGGGAUAUCCACAAUCUUAUUAUUCCUGUAAAUUUUGCCGAUUCUAAAGACCUUCAGUUGGUCGUUGAGACUCUGCAAAGCUUCGUGAAAAGGACAAUUCCGGUCAGAUUUGGUCUUGUACCUCUUCUGUCAUCACCAGAUUCCGCAGCCCAAGCAAAAAUCGCCUACCACUUGUUGGAGACCUAUGGGUUGAGUUCCCUGUUCGCAUAUUUCGAGGAGCAAGUGACGGCCAAGAAGCCUUCUACAGCAACAAAGGCUAGCUUUGCCGCUGCAAUUGAAGGCCGGAAGCCUCGCAACGAGAGAGAAGUGCUUGGACUCGAUGCUUUAUUGACCUCCGAUCCUCUCGAGCAAAGACUCCAGGCUGUCAAAAGCUAUCUGUCAAGGCUGGAAUUAGGGAAUGAAGUUACAUCGAUAUUGAUCAAUGGAGUUGCGCUGCCUCGCAAUGAGAAUUGGCUCGAGGCAAUGAGUGCCAGAGUUUCGAUGGAUUUACGAGCAAUCCAGCGAGCAAUUAUGGAAGAUGCCUUCAACGAAGAAUCCUGGAUACCAGAAUAUUUUCUUUUCCAAGCUUCUUCUAGCAGAAAUGCUCUGAUUACGCCGGAGAAGUUAGACUCAAUAUCGGUACUAGACGUUAGCAAAUUGGCGCGAGAUCAUUUUGAUGUGCUCGAUGAUAUACCUCGAAUAUCUGCGAGUCCAGACUCUGAUUUUGAAGCUCGGGCUCAUCUCUUAUUGGUCGCUGAUUUCGAGUCCGACCCUGGUAAGCAGCUGCUCAAAGAGGCAAUCGAGUUCCGGAAAGGAGAGCCAGGCGUUGACUUCGUCAUCCUUCAUAAUCCGACAUCAUCUCGGCCUACAUCUGGACUCCCUUUCCAGCUUUAUCAUCUACUGAAAGAGGGCAAAGAGAUAUCGCCAGAAAAUUUGCUCGAUAUAGUGUCUGGUAGUGAUUGGACCCAGCCAACUCAGGCAAUGGCACAACGUGCUGAUGACUACUGGAGUGUAACGCAACGCCUGGCAGACGCAAUAGGAAUUGAGCACGGAGCUAGUGGGAUUUUGCUCAACGGCAGAUAUGUUGGACCCAUCAAAGACGGGACGCUAUUUCUGAAGGAGGAUUUCGACCUACUACUGAACUUCGAACGGCAGCAACGCAUCAACCACGUCGUAUCUGCCGUGAGAGAUUUAGGGUGGGAAAGUAACGUCGUGAAACCGCUUGACCUCGCGAAAGUCACAUCGUUAGUCGCGCGAGCACAUGUGUCUGAUUUACCAGAGGGCAUAUUUGAAAGUCCGCCAUUGAUCAGGAUAGACAACUUCAAUCUGUGGAACAGCACCCACUCCGCAAUCCAUGUCUCAACAUCAGACGAUCCAGCAAUUCAAAUAGUGGCAGCCAUUGAUCCCGCUUCUGAGGUAGUACAACCGUGGAUACCUAUACUCAGGACACUUUCCCAGCUACAUGGCGUUGACCUCAAGAUCUUCCUGAACCCGCGAGAGCAAGUGCUCGAGCUCCCAAUCAAGAGGUUCUAUCGCCAGGUCCUCGACUCUGCUCCCAUGUUCGACAACAGUGGUGCCUUACGGCGACCCCAAGCAACUUUCACAGCUAUCCCAGAGGAGGCUUUGCUCAAUCUGGGCAUGCAUGUGCCAGCUGCUUGGCUUGUUGCACCUCAAGUUUGUGAUUAUGACCUUGAUAAUAUCAAGUUGAGCUCUGUGCCAAAAGAUCAGAACAUUGAUGCAAUCUACGAGCUAGAACACAUUUUGAUCGAAGGGCACUCCCGUGACACUGGAACUGGUUCCCCACCAAGGGGUGUUCAGCUACUACUUGGUACUGAGAAACAACCACAUUUCGCAGACACAAUCAUCAUGGCGAAUCUUGGAUAUUUCCAGUUCAAGGCAAACCCGGGCUACUGGCAUAUUUCUUUGAUGCCUGGCCGCUCUUCAAGAGUUUACACCAUUGAUUCCGUAGGUAGCAAAGGGUAUUCUCCGCAGCCUGGAGACCUGGACACGUCUGUUGCACUGUACUCGUUUCACGGUGCAACCCUCUACCCACGUCUUUCUCGAAAGCCCGGCAUGGAGACUGAAGAUGUGCUGGACUCCGGUUCUAAGGCUAGGUCAGCGAUGGAUUACCUCAGUCGUGGCGCAUCUUUCGCAUCAUCGGCUCUGACAUCGGUUGGACUUUCUAAGUCCUCCUCGUCCGCUAACGCAGACAUUAACAUCUUCUCCGUGGCAUCUGGUCACCUUUACGAACGCAUGCUGAACAUCAUGAUCCUCUCUGUCAUGAAGCACACCACUCAUAGCGUCAAGUUCUGGUUCAUUGAACAAUUCCUUUCCCCGUCCUUCAAAUCCUUCCUUCCACACUUGGCCGCCCACUACAACUUCCAGUACGAAAUGGUCACUUACAAGUGGCCUCACUGGCUACGCAGCCAAAAAGAAAAGCAGCGUGAAAUCUGGGGCUAUAAGAUUCUAUUUCUUGACGUCCUCUUUCCCCUUCAUCUGGACAAAGUCAUAUUCGUUGAUGCCGACCAGAUUGUUCGCACCGAUAUGAUGAACCUCAAUCGCGUUGACCUUCAUGGUGCUCCCUACGGCUUCACUCCAAUGUGUGAUUCUCGCGAAGAGAUGGAGGGCUUCCGCUUCUGGAAACAAGGUUACUGGAAGAAUUACCUCCAGGGAAAGCCUUACCACAUCUCGGCGCUGUAUGUGGUCGACCUCAAGAAAUUCCGCGAGUUAGCCGCUGGCGAUAGGUUAAGGCAGCAAUACCAUGCCCUGAGUGCUGAUCCGGGGAGUUUGAGCAAUCUCGACCAGGAUCUUCCGAACCACAUGCAAUAUAACUUGCCAAUCUAUAGCCUGCCGCAGGAGUGGCUGUGGUGCGAGACAUGGUGUAGUGAUGAGGCGUUGCAGAGUGCAAAAACCAUCGAUCUGUGCAACAACCCGUUGACCAAGGAGCCGAAAUUGGACCGGGCGAGAAGGCAGGUUCCCGAGUGGACUGUCUAUGAUGAGGAGGUGGCUCAGGUCAUGGAAGCUGUGAAAAGAGCGGAAGCGGAAGCUUCAGCUCAAGCAGCUGGCCCUGAGGAAGUCAUACAAGAGCGGAAGCCCGAUCGAAAGAAGAAAGAUGAGUUAUAG